Penicillium paradoxum is the source of this 3837-nucleotide messenger RNA. RefSeq lists its product as uncharacterized. Bases 1 to 3837 code for a protein of 1278 amino acids. The record is from RefSeq and is a predicted model, not a curated record. The transcript has 4 exons. Gene Ontology annotation, molecular function: hydrolase activity. NCBI's taxonomy places the organism in Eukaryota, Fungi, Ascomycota, Eurotiomycetes, Eurotiales, Aspergillaceae.
AUGGUCCGCCUUUUCUUUUGGCUCUCAUGGGCCCUUCCUGUCCUGGCUCAAGUCCAGAGCUUUCACCCUCAAGGCAACGAUGAUCUCACCUAUAGCAUCAAUGUUCCUGAGGACACAGCUAAAUCGGGAUCGGGUCCCAUGUAUUUCCAGAUGAACGCUACCCGCCGAGUGCAGUGGUUUGGCUUGGGCCAAGGAACGCGGAUGGCAGGUGCUAAUAUCUUUGUCGUAUAUACAUCUGGGAACGAGGUCACGGUUUCACCGCGGUCGGGUGUCAGUGAGAUUGAGCCUUUGUAUAACAAAGACGCCCAAAUCACGAUUCUGAAUGGGAGCGGUGUGCACAACGGAGUCGUUACCGCCAGUGUCCGAUGUGAUACAUGCAUGAAAUGGAAUGGGGGAGCAGAAAAUGUGCAUAGCUCUUCCAGUUCAUGGAUAUGGGCUGUGAGGUACGGACCGUCACUGAACUCUGUCAGUGUGACUGAAAGUAUCAUCCACCAUGAUGAUCACGGCGUAGUGUCCAUCGACUUGAAAAAGGCGACGGGUGGGAGCUCAGCGAAUCCAUUCUCCCAAAUAUCCCGCUCGACCAUCUCCUCCGGUAAAGAGGAUCCAAGCUUUGCAGCCUUCCAAGACACGAUCGAUAGGAAGAAGACGGCUCAUGCUGUGUUCAUGGUGUUGGCUUUUGUGGUCAUGUUCCCUUUCUUUGCACUCGGACUUCAUAUAUCGCCCUCGCGAUGGCCCGUUAGAAUCCAUGGAACUUUCCAAGUCAUCACUCUGGCACUAGUGAUUGUUGGUUUUGGCCUUGGUAUUUCAUUGGCCCGACAGCUGGAAUUGGUUGACUCUUACCAUGCGAUCCUCGGGAUAAUCGUUGUCACAUGCCUUGUUUUGUUCCAACCGGCAAUGGGCCUAUUGCAGCACCAAUUCUUCCGAAAGACAGGCGGGAAAGGACCUUAUGCUUAUAUUCACCGGUGGUUUGGACGACUGAUGAUACUCUUGGGAAUCAUCAAUGCUGGGCUUGGGUUUAGGAUUGCGCAAGGGCCGCGUGGGGCUAUGAUCGCAACCAGCAUUGUGGCUGAAGACGCCAUUGACUUCGCGACAACCGGUCUACUCCCUACCAACAGAGCCAUUAUGCCGUUACAUACAGUCGCACUAGGUGUAGCACUGACCCCGACUGUUUUUCAGACUCUGAUCAGUCAUUACCUGCAUCGCAAAUCGCGACAUAACAAACCUACUGUGCACAUUACCUACGAUGAAGGUAUCCAGAUCGUUCGUCAAUUCCUAUAUUAUGCAUCCAAACACCCUAUCGAAGACUUCCAGGCAUUUACCCGUCAAUGGGUCCCAAGUCCACAUUGGGUGAGAACGGAAACGGUUUCGAUCCCCGAUGUUUACCUGUCCUCUGCUGCAAGUGCCGUGACAAAGCAGCUGGGACCCAAAGGUGUCAUACGUGUGGGAGGAGAGAAGUGGUGGCAAUGGCGCGGCCCCUCUGAAGAGCUGAAGGGAGAGUGGAUAGAGAUGCGCAGCCAUUACAACCAAACGCAAAAGACCAAUGAGCACUGCAACCGCGUGAUGCUCUAUGUCCAUGGCGGUGCCUAUUUCUUUGGAAGCGUAGACACCCAUCGUUAUAUGAUGCAGCGCCAUGCACGCAAGCUAAAAGGGCGUGUUUUUGCACCGGCUUAUCGACUAGCACCGCAGUUCCCUUUUCCAUGUGGCCUACAUGAUUGCAUAGCAGCCUACCUUUGGCUACUCGAGUCAUAUGAAUCGAAGGAAAUCAUUAUUGCUGGUGACUCUGCAGGCGGAGGCAUGGCUCUUUCGAUGCUGGUUGUCAUGAGAGACCAAGGCAUUCCCUUGCCCGCAGGCGCCAUCUUGAUCUCGCCUUGGGUCGAUUUGACACACUCUUUCCCAAGUAUUGUGGCGGAUAAUCCUGGCGAUUAUAUUCCGUCCCAUGGUUUCCGGCAUAAACCCUCGGCUGCUUGGCCCCCUCCCAACGCGGAUGAUAUACUGAAAAUGAAGAAAUUGUCACGCCAACCAACGAUCACGGCUGAAGAUGUCAACAAGGCUAUUCCCGACGCGAACAGCACUGCUGGAGAGACUGCCAUCCGCGGUUAUACUGUCCAUGAGAAUACCCCACCUCCAUCUGAACAUGCAUACCCUGGUCAACAGCAAACCACAGACCCUGCCACUUUGCAUGGCGAACCCGACAAUAUUCAUGUUGUUUUGGAUGGGCAGACGGUUGAAUUGAAGGACCAAAUUCAGAUGUACACGACCAACCAACUUAUGUCCCACCCUCUUGUCUCGCCCGUGCUUCAACCCUCCCUAGGUGGUCUUCCUCCUCUACAAAUAUUGAGUGGCGGUGGUGAGAUGCUUCGUGACGAGCAAUUUUAUAUCGCCCACAAAGCAGCAAACCCGAAAGCAUACCCACCCAGUGACGUGUACCUCGAUGAGAAUGAUCCUAAUCGGGAGGCUUUGAACAAAUAUAAACCGACUUAUGUACAACUCCAAGUCUGGGAUGAUCUAUGCCAUGUGGCUCCCACCCUGAGCUUUACCCAGCCGGCUAAAUACAUGUUCAGGUCCAUCUCGCAGUUUGGAUCUUGGGCUUUGGCACGUGCGCAGAAUGGAGAGGUUGAAAUUGAGGAUGAGAGUGCCUUCUCCCCUAUUUCGUCAAGCAGCUCAGAAGAUGAAGAUCUUCCGGUGCCUCAAGUCGCAUUGAACGGUUCGCCCAAGGGACCUGGGCCCUCUUCAGUCGGCAAGGCUGGGGAUCCCCUUCCAGCAUUCCAUGAACAUAUGAUACGUCAGCGAAUCGAUAAACGCGGACAUGUUUUCCCGCUAGGACCUCCUUCUUCCUACCCAUUGCUAGAGAUUCCCCCGGGCCAAGUCGGGGCAAUCAAUCCCGAUCUCGUCAAAAAGUGGUUGGAUGCAAAGCACGAAUGGGACAUCAGGUUUGCAAAGGAAAAGCUUCGGGUUCAAAGCCGACGUCUGAAAGAACUGGCGCAUGGCUUCCAAGAUUUUGAUGGAGAAUGUCCUCCACCGAGCUCUUUGGCCGCCCGACGAGCUGCUCCUGGAGUAUUACCGCAACGACAUGCCAAAAAGAAUUAUGGCAUGAUGCUUUGGAGUGGCUGGGGAAGCAAGCAUGACGAGCGCACGAUGGAAAGGGAGGCACAGGCUGUAGAAGCAGGUCAACGUUCCACCCGUCCUAGCGUUGAUGCUGGGCAGGCUGGAACCUGGUCUAGCACCCCGGCGACCAAUCCACAAACUGAAAAGGAGUCAGACGAAGGUCCCGACCGAGACAGAUCGCAGACUACUGGUCCCACAGCAGUUACAUGGGAUGAAAAGGAACACCCCAGUAAUAGGGAGUCUUCCACUGCGCGAAUAUCCACGGACCCUGAGACUGCGUCCCGACCGCUAUCGGAGAAGAGCGCUGCUCCGAUUCUUGUAUUGCCCGAGGUGAAUAAUCACAAAUUCACAGACGAGAAUGCCAGCACAAGAGCUCUCUUCCACGCAGCGGGGACUCUCCCAAUGAAAUCGGAUAUCUCAGCUCACAGCAGGACUCGGCCAUCAUCCGCUGCAGGCUCGGUCGCCGGUCGAAGCGAGAUGGUAUCGGAAACUGCCAGCACCGUUGGUGGCGAUAAGGACUCAGUUACCUGCGCGAAUAUGGCAUCCGAUACUGCCAGCACCCGCGCUGUGACGGGUGCACGGGGUGUUGUGCCCCCGAUGAUGGCUGGUGAGAACAGUCGCCGGUCUACAGAUACUUUGUCUGUGUUAUCUGCUGCUGGUCGUGACUCCAUGUCGCACCGUCCUGAAAUGCCGGACAGAGAGGUGUUCAAAACCGCCGAAGAAGGCUUAUAG